CAUGAGUGUUAUUCAUAUAGCUUAAUUUUACUUCAUUGAGUCAACAUUUCACAUUCAUACAGUAAAGCUACAAUUAUCAUGGCAAAUACCAAUGCUCUCAAGGCACAGUCGCUUUUCGACCUCUCCGGCAAGGUCGCUCUUGUCACCGGAGGAGGUUCUGGAAUCGGGCUCAUGGCUGCACAAGCCCUAGCCGGGAACGGCGCCAAAGUCUACAUCUGCGGCCGAACUAAAGAAAAGCUCGAGACAGCGGCAUCAACUCACGGCGAAGAGGCUCACGGCGAAAUCAUUCCCAUCCAAGCAGACGUCAACUCCAAAGAAGGCAUCAAAUCUCUCGUCGAAGAGCUCAAGGCGCGGGAGAAAUGCCUGUGUAUUCUUGUUAACAACGCCGGCGUCAGCAGCUCCAAACAUACGACUGCGGAAGCGCAGUCUGCUGAGGAGCUGAAGAAGUCGCUUUUCGACAGUGAUGAUGCCACUUUUGACGAUUGGACUGAAGUGUAUCGGACUAAUGUUGCAGCCAUGUAUUUCACCACUGCUGCGCUGCUGCCGAUGUUGCAGAAUUCUACGGAGACGAAUCCUGGAUGGUCAGCCACUGUCAUCAACAUUACAUCUAUCUCGGGCCUUAUCAAAACAAGCCAGCAUCAUUUCAGCUACAACACCUCCAAGGGUGCGGCAGAACACUUGACACGCAUGCUGGCGGCGGAAAUCGCUGCUGCGGGACUCAAGAUUCGCGUCAACAGCAUUGCGCCGGGCGUCUUCCCCAGCGAGAUGACUACGGGGGAGAGUAAUGAGGAUCAAAAGAGUCAGUUGGGCAAGUCCAAGUUUGAGGACAUGAUUCCUGGUAGUCGUCCGGGAAAGGAUGAAGACAUGGCACAGGCGGUACUGUUCCUUGCGACCAAUCAGUUUAUUAAUGGACAGAGGGUUGUGGUUGACGGAGGACACACGCUGGCUGACGGAUUGUAACCAAGACUGCAGAGAGUCAAAUCGGCUGGUUAUGAAGUCACCUUGUUAAUAUAUGUCAAAAUAAAGCCAGGUUCUAAGUUAGGUUGUGAGAAGUGUAAAUGGCUCAGUUCAGUUCAUUCCGCAUAGGUGCGAUUAUGAGGCCACAGAACAAGAG
Messenger RNA from Trichoderma harzianum CBS 226.95, 1114 nucleotides. RefSeq lists its product as hypothetical. Bases 79 to 960 code for a protein of 293 amino acids. Lineage: Eukaryota; Fungi; Ascomycota; Sordariomycetes; Hypocreales; Hypocreaceae. The record is from RefSeq and is a predicted model, not a curated record. Gene Ontology annotation, molecular function: oxidoreductase activity. The transcript has 2 exons.